Messenger RNA from Phaedon cochleariae (mustard beetle), 3684 nucleotides. NCBI's taxonomy places the organism in Eukaryota, Metazoa, Arthropoda, Insecta, Coleoptera, Chrysomelidae. The record is from the annotation of a GenBank genome assembly.
AUGACUAGCAAGGACCGAAAUUCGAAUGGGAAGGUGAAUAUAUACAGUAAUUCAAAUGUAUGGUGCACAUCGACAACGAAUCUUCGGCCUCCGCCGAUGACAUAGAGAGCGGCAGAAGUCCGACCAAGAGCGACGACACGAGGUGCUCGAAAUCAGGUAGGCCAGUGCGCGUCUCUGUACGAUCGUUGGCGGCCAUGGCAGCAGCGCUGGCUGUCCUAGUAGGCCUCGCAGCCAUCGGAUACUUCCUGGGAUGGACUUAUCUGACGAUUUUGGUGGUUGUCGCUGCGGCGGCCUAUUUGGCGGGCGGCAAGUGGCGUUGGGUGUACGUUGCAUUGAGGACUGCACCGAGAGAUUUACGUUCCCUCCUCAAAUAUAUCAGGCUUCUGAUACAAAUUAAGGGCUUCCAAAGUAAAGACUUGACACUUGCUGACGUUUUUUUGGAAAAUGUCAAGAAACAUCCUCAGAAACCAUGUAUUCUGUACGAAGAUCAGCAGUGGACAUUUGCUCAGGUGGAAGAAUACAGCAAUAAAGUGGCGAAUGUGUUCAAAAGUCACGGAUACAAAAAGGGGGACGUGGUCGCCCUGUUUCUCGAAAACAAACCCGAAUUCGUUUGCAUGUGGUUGGGACUAUCCAAACUCGGUGUAAUCACCUCGCUGAUCAACACCAACUUAAGACUGACAUCUCUUGUCCAUUCUGUCACGGUGGCCAAGAGUCAAGCCAUCAUCUUCGGCUCAGAACUAUCUGAAGCUGUAACUGAAAUAUUAGAUAAGAUAGAAUCCAAAGUAGCUCUAUAUCAAAUAAGUUGUGGCAAUGUCCAAACUCCUGCCGAUCAGAAAUUCCACAAUUUGGACGCAUUGUUGAAAGAAGCUCCAACGACAAGGCCCCAAAUUGCAGACAAACUGGGCUAUCAGGACUGUGUUGUUUAUAUCUACACUUCAGGUACAACUGGACUACCUAAAGCUGCUGUCAUCACAACGUCAAGAUUUUUCUUCAUUGUUUGCGCAAUGUACUGGCUGUGUAACUUCAAAUCUUCGGACAUAUUCUACACACCUCUGCCUCUUUACCAUACUGCAGGUGGUUGCAUGACAGUCGGUCAGGCGAUCAUCUAUGGAGCAACAGUUGUCAUCAAAAAGAAGUUCUCAGCAUCUGGCUAUUUUGAGGAUUGUCGAAAAUAUAAGUGCACUGCAGCACAAUACAUCGGUGAAAUGUGCAGAUACAUUCUAGCAGUACCUCCAAAAGAAAACGACAAAGAUCAUAAUCUGAAAAUAAUUUAUGGAAACGGACUUCGCCCACAAAUAUGGCCAGAGUUUGUGGAGAGAUUCAAUAUCAAAAAUGUCGGCGAAUUUUAUGGGGCCACUGAAGGGAACGCCAACAUAGUCAACGUCGACAACACCGUAGGCUCCAUAGGCUUCAUCUCGCGCAUAAUCCCCUCCGUCUACCCGAUAUCCAUAAUCAGGGUGAACCCCGACACGGGGGAGCCCAUCAGGGACGCCAGAGGGCUCUGCAUGACCUGCCGCCCCAACGAGCCGGGGGUGUUCAUCGGCAAGAUCAUCCCCAACAACCCGUCCAGGGCCUACUUGGGCUACGUGGACGAGCAGGCGUCGCAGAAGAAGGUGGUGCGCGACGUGUUCAAGCACGGAGACAGCGCUUUCUUGUCGGGAGACAUACUGGUGGCUGACGAGCUGGGGAAUCUCUUCUUCAAGGACAGGACGGGCGAUACGUUUAGGUGGAAGGGAGAAAAUGUGUCCACGUCCGAGGUCGAAGACGUCAUGAGCAAUCUGGUGAAUUACAAGGACGUAAUAGUUUACGGGGUGGAGAUCAAGGGUCAAGAAGGCAGGGCGGGAAUGGCGGCCGUUUUCGAUCCUGAAGAAACGUUGGAUUUGAAACAACUCGUCGGCGGUCUCAAGAAAAUGUUGCCGGCCUAUGCCAGACCGAUCUUCAUCAGGAUAUUGAUGAAAAUAGAUAUGACAGGUAACAACUGGGCCCAAACAGAAGCCACUUUUGUAAAAGAAGUCACCUACAGAAGUACAAACACAAAAGAACCAGGGGCAGUGACCCCACCAUCAUCUAAUCUAAACACAGCUUUCCGGCUCAUCAAGGAGGUCCAAAGAAAAUUCAAAACUCGGGAAGCAGAGGAGAAAGAAAAAGAGGAUCUAGUCAAACAAGACACUCUAGUACUGUCACAGAACAAGGGAAAUCCCAAGCUGAAGGAUCUCUAUAUCAGACCAAAUAUAGUAUCAAAACGUAUGACAGGAUCCCUAGAGGCUCAUAGUAAUGGCUUCAGAUACACUUCAGUCAGAGGAGACAAAGUAGACAUUCUCUAUAACAACAUAAAAAACGCAUUCUUUCAACCUUGUGAUGGUGAAAUGAUUAUCCUGCUGCAUUUCCACUUGAAACACGCCAUCAUGUUUGGGAAAAAAAAGCAUGUUGACGUGCAGUUCUACACUGAGGUGGGAGAAAUCACAACAGAUUUGGGCAAACAUCAGCACAUGCACGACAGAGAUGAUUUGGCGGCGGAGCAGUCUGAGAGGGAGCUCAGACACAAGCUCAAGACAGCUUUCAAAAGUUUUUGUGAAAAGGUGGAAUCGAUGACAAAACAAGAAAUAGAAUUCGACACGCCCUUCCGAGAGCUGGGAUUCCCCGGAGUCCCUUUCCGUUCCACUGUUCUCCUGCAACCGACUUCGGGAUGUCUCGUCAACCUCACCGAAUGGCCGCCGUUCGUCAUCACGUUGGAAGACGUGGAACUCGUGCACUUCGAACGUGUGCAGUUCCAUCUGAAGAACUUCGAUAUGGUGUUCGUUUUCAAGGACUACCAAAGGAAAAUCGCCAUGGUCAAUGCAAUACCCAUGCACAUGCUGGAUCAUGUCAAGGAGUGGCUGAAUUCUUGUGAUAUCAGAUACGCCGAGGGCGUGCAAUCCCUGAACUGGGUCAAGAUCAUGAAAACGAUCACCGACGACCCGGAGGGCUUCUUCGACAACGGCGGCUGGACGUUCCUCGACCCCGAGUCCGAUGAGGAGGAGGGCAAGGAGGAGGAGAGCGAAGAGGAGGACGAACCGUACCAGCCGACGGACGUCAGCGAGGAGGGGUCGGACUGGAGCGACGAGGACUCCGAGUACUCGGAGGGGGACACGGAGGACGACGACGUCGGCUCCGCGGACGAUUUGGGCUCUGAUGAAGAAUCUGGCAAAGACUGGUCAGACUUGGAGAGAGAAGCGGAAGAAGAAGACAGAGAGCGCCAGUAUGAUGUGGCAGAUGACAGAGGAGGCAAGGGUCGCAGCAAGUUCCCCUCCUCCAAAGACAGGCACAAAUCUUCCAGUUCGUCCAAGAGCAAGGACAGGCACAGCAGCAGUCACAAGAGCUCCAAACAUUCCUCGAGCAAACACUCCAGUUCGAGAGACAAGGACAGACACAACAGCAGCCGCGACAAGGACAAGAGCCGGCAUUCUUCUUCCUCUUCUCAUCACAAGUCUUCUCCCUCCAAGGACAAAGACAAGGAUAGGCACAGGAGUUCUCACUCAAGUUCGCAUGAUAAGAAGAGGAGCAGAGAUGACAGUGGAGAUAAACGUAGUUCGAAAAAGUCUAGGAAGUAGCCCGGUUGUCUAUCUGUAUGUUUCUAAGAUGUUAUUCAUAGGUUUUGUUGUAUGUUCAAGCUGCUUGAUUCCCUUUCGUAUUAUCUGUGUAUAG